Messenger RNA from Candoia aspera, 1904 nucleotides. RefSeq names its product matrix metalloproteinase-17-like. Gene Ontology annotation, cellular component: extracellular matrix. Gene Ontology annotation, molecular function: zinc ion binding; metalloendopeptidase activity. The transcript has 10 exons. The coding region runs from base 28 to 1869 and encodes 613 amino acids. The record is from RefSeq and is a predicted model, not a curated record. Gene Ontology annotation, biological process: extracellular matrix organization; collagen catabolic process; proteolysis. Lineage: Eukaryota; Metazoa; Chordata; Lepidosauria; Squamata; Candoiidae.
CUCACCAAACCAGUGAGCAGCACCUGGAUGGAGGCUGGAAAAGUGUGUUUUCCUAAGAAAUAUCACAGGCAGCCUCAGCAACAGCACCUGAAGGGAAAGCAGAGGACGAAGCCACCCCCCAUCUCUCUGUACCGGCUUUUCUUCUUUCUGCUGCUUCCAGCUUCCUCAUCCUGCCCCAGUCCUGCCCCCACUCCCACAGAUGAGAGCGGAGAAGUCAUUGAGUGGCUGACACAUUAUGGAUACCUACCACCAGCUGAUCCUAUUACAGGCCAGCUACAAACGUGGGAGGCUGUGACAAGCGCCCUUCGUGUAAUGCAACGUUUUGCAGGCAUUGCAGAAACCGGAAUUCCAGAUGAUGCCACGUUGAGUCUGAUCCGGAUGCCCCGCUGUGCCUUGCCUGAUAUUAUCCCCAACUUCCCCCCCAAGCUUUCUUUGAAGGAAAGCGCAAGGAAGAAAAGAUGGCAGAGGAGAAAGAGUCGGGGCAGGCGCAGUGCUGGGUCAGUUUGGACUAAAAGAAACAUCUCCUGGAAGGUGAAGAGCUAUCCACAGGGAGCCCAUCUCAGCCGAGAAACUAUGCGAGUAUUGAUCUAUUAUGCCCUAAAGGUUUGGAGUGAAGCUACACCAUUAAACUUUCAUGAGAUUGGCAGCCACACUGCUGACAUCUCUGUGGAGUUCCUCCAGCUGGAUCACCAUGAUGGUUAUCCUUUUGAUGGACCUGGUGGGAUGGUGGCCCAUGCUUUUUUUCCUGGAGACCCCCAGAGGGCUGGCACUGUUCAUUUUGAUGGGGAUGAAGAAUGGACUUUCCGUUCACCAGAUGACUUUGGCACCGACCUUUUUGCCGUGGCCAUUCAUGAGUUUGGCCACAGCCUUGGCUUAGCACAUUCAUCUUCCAAGCACUCUAUCAUGCGCCCAUAUUACCGGGGACCAGUGGGAGACCCAUUGCAAUACCAGUUGCAUAUGGAUGAUCAUGUUGAAAUCCAGAAGCUUUACGGGAGUAGAGUUCUCCAUUCCACAGAGAAGCAUGAUGUAACCACGCCGAUACCAGACCUUCUCUCCUUGCCACAGAAUUUCCCUGUGGUCAGACCAGGAGAACGACUGCCUGACCGAUGUGCCUCCAGCAUCGAUGCUGUUGCUCACAUCCGAGGAGAAACAUUCUUUUUCAAAGAUGAGUACUUCUGGCGCCUGUCCCAAGGCCGACACCUCACUUCUCUACGGCCAGCUCUGAUCACUCGCUUCUGGCGAGGAUUCCCUUCCACUCUCCGCAAAGUGGACGCUGUUUAUGAGAGGCCUGCAGAUCAUCGCAUCCUCUUCUUCAGUGGACCUCUCUACUGGGUAUUUAAGGACAACAGUGUGGAAGAGGGCUCCCCUCGCCCAGUCACAGACUUUGGUCUGCCCCAAGGGGGCAUCAGUGGUGCUUUCUCCUGGCCUUUAGACCAGAAAACCUAUUUCUUCAAGGGUGAUCUCCACUGGCGCUAUGAUGAAACCACAGGGUACAUAGAGGAAGCCUUUCCACUGCACAAAGCAGCCUGGGAGCAGUUCUCCUCUUCUGUGGACUCUGUCUUGAGUGAAAGUGAUGGAACACUGUAUGUUUUUAAAGGCCAAGAGUACUGGAAGUUUGACCAGAACACCCUCAAGCUCCAGGCAGGAUACCCUCGUUCCAUUGCCACUGACUGGCUGGAUUGCACCGUUGAACCUCCCAGGAUGAUGCCUACCAGCCCUUCAUUGGGAGCUGAACUUCCACCGGACUUCCGAGGGCCACAGCUGGAACUUGAGGGCUGUGUGUGUUUUUGUGCUGCUUUUUGUGCCAUUUCUCCCACUUUGCUCAACUCUCUGCCCUUGGCUCUCCUGACACUGCAAGGACUUGCCUAGGAUGGAUGAGGAAUAUUGCCCUGGGAUUGCCCUAU